AUGUUAAGAGUUAAUAAACUUAAAAGUGUAGUUGAUAAAUUUACUACAUUAUCACAAUCAUCAUCAUCAUCAUCAUUGUUGAGCAGAUCAUUGAAUAAUAAUAAUAAUAGUCAAACAAAGACAACGACUAUAUCAACUUUAAUAAUGUCACAACAAAAGAAAAAACCAACUAUUCAAACUAAAGCAAAGUUACCAAAAAUAUCACAAUGUGCUGCUGCACUCCAGGGAAAUAGAUUCUACUCGACCAAGCCUGGAUUCAAACCGGCACCCUACUUAGGACCACCACCAACUCUCAAUGAGAUCGUUAAGCUCGAGUUACUCCAGAAGGAGUCACCAGAGACCAUCAAAGAGAUCUGGUUGCGUUAUCACUCCAAGAAGGACUCGAUCUGCGCCGUCAUCCCUGCUGAGACCUACAACAAGCUGAAGCAACGUGCCAAGUCGUGUCCACUGUUUGUCUUCCCGUUGCCAGGUGACAAAGGAUACAUCUCCAUUCUCUAUCAAUGGCAAGAGGACUAUUUCAUGUAUACAUAUUUGGAUCAGUACAAAAAGUACACCGUCAACGCUGUUCCAUGGUUAUCAGCCGCUCAUUACACCGAUCUCCUAGAGUCAAAAGGUAUUGUUUUAAUGAGAGCCGAUCCAAAUCUCGAGGUAUUAAAUACAGUUCAAGCACAAUUUCUUUAUAAUCAAACACAGAUCUUCUUGUUGGACGAUAAGAAAUUUAAUAUUAUGCAAACAUUCACCUACAAUCCACAGAGAUUCGAUUUCAAUGCUGUGUUGAGAGAGAUUAACGACCAGAAAUCAAUGUUGGAAACUGUGCAAGAUCCAAACGAUAAAUCACAUAAAAUAGUCAAUUUCGACAAUAACACAGCAUCAGGAGUCAACAGUAGCAAUAAGGAAGAUAUUGCAGCUGCAGAGACUACAUCAACUACCACCACUACAUCAACAAAAGUAGAGACAACAGGGGAGAAAGAGUCACAAGAAAAGAAUCAGCCGAUCACAAUGGACACCUAUAAGGUCAAGCCAUCACUGUCUGCCACCACAUCACAAUCUUCUUCAUCAUUAGAUUAA
Molecule: messenger RNA, 1068 nt
Organism: Heterostelium album PN500
Lineage: Eukaryota; Evosea; Eumycetozoa; Acytosteliales; Acytosteliaceae
Exons: 2
Coding region: 1-1068 (355 amino acids)
Biological process (GO): mitochondrial proton-transporting ATP synthase complex assembly
Cellular component (GO): mitochondrion
Source: RefSeq, a predicted model, not a curated record